CUCUCGCCCCGCCCCGGCGCCGCUCGCAGCCUUUAUACAGCGGCGGCUGCAGCGGCUUUGCUUCGGCUGCUGUGAGCCCGGCUGGCCGGCGAGGCAAGGUAAGAAUCAGGAUGCCGAACUGGGGAGGAGGUAACAAAUGUGGUGCCUGCGGCCGGACAGUCUACCAUGCUGAAGAAGUCCAGUGCGAUGGGAGGAGUUUCCACAGAUGCUGUUUUCUCUGCAUGGUCUGCCGGAAAAACUUAGACAGCACAACUGUAGCAAUUCAUGAUGCUGAAGUUUACUGCAAAUCCUGCUACGGAAAAAAGUAUGGUCCUAAAGGUUAUGGUUAUGGCCAAGGAGCAGGCACUCUCAAUAUGGACAGAGGGGAGAGGCUGGGUAUCAAGCCUGACAACACUCCUUCUCCUCAUCGACCUACAACAAAUCCAAAUACUUCAAAGUUUGCUCAGAAAUUUGGAGGUUCAGAGAAAUGCUCCAGAUGUGGUGAUUCUGUUUAUGCUGCUGAGAAAGUAAUCGGAGCUGGAAAGCCUUGGCACAAAAAUUGUUUCCGAUGUGCCAAGUGUGGCAAGAGUCUAGAAUCUACAACCCUUACUGAGAAAGAAGGUGAAAUUUAUUGUAAAGGUUGUUAUGCCAAGAAUUUUGGUCCCAAAGGAUUUGGAUACGGCCAGGGAGCAGGUGCCCUUGUUCAUGCUCAGUGAAGGAGCAGCUGAAGUCAACCUCCUGUAACUCACUGAAAUUCUUCCUCUGUGAAAAGGAACUGCUUCUUAUGUGUUACUAACUACUGUGAAACUGAUACUAGUUUAUUACUGCUAACGCAAAGUUUUUAUCAAAUAUUAAAACACUGCAUAAUUCUCUUUGCUUGUGUAUGCCAUGUUAACACUCAUAGCACUGCUAUUCCUCUCUAAUAAACCUUUGCAUAAUAUGACUCUUCACUAUUAAAAAAAAAAAAAAGAAAAACAUUCAGUCUUUGAGUGUCAUAGUGUGAGCAGAGCUGGAAUGAGAUGCCUGUAGGUGGUGUGUGAUUUAUAUCACAGCUCAGCCUUCAUGAGAAAUGUUUCUUGUAGGGAGAGAUGAAGUUAACCAUGAAAUUAGGCAGAAAGCUUCUUUGAGAGAGAGUUGUGGUUUUGUUUUUGUUUUUUUGACCAAAUUGCUGUCUAAGGUAGGGAUUCUCAACUGGGGAGCUAGAGUACUUGGGGGUGCCAUGAAAUCAUUUGAAGGGUGAGAUGUGAAGAAAUAAGCACAGGCUCAGACUUGAUCCCUAGCUGGCCAUGCCCCUGCUACCUAGCCUAUCUGCAAGAAAAUAAGCAAAGUAAAACAUGUUUGUUCUUUUGAAAUGGGGUGGUGCUCAAGUCACAGAAAGUUUGGGGACAGAGGGAAUGAACAUCUUAAACCUAUUGAGAGGUGCUGGAGUCUGAAAAAGAAAGAUGCUAUUCUGAGGCCUGCUUUUUGCCUAAUCUCUUAAAAUGACGGGUGAGGAGCCAUUGAAAUCAUGACCGAAGCAGCACAGAGCUUAAAAUAAAUAUGAAAUUCUCCACCUAUGACAAUCAAUUGUAACUCAAAGAUCUUAUUGCCAGCACCACCGCACAGGCCUCAGUGGCAAAGGGCUGAAUCCAUUUUCUCAAACCAACAUGGCAAAAAAAGUUUUUCUUCCAAGGAUUCCCUUAAGGGAAGACUCAUACCUUAAGUCUGUGCUUUUGGUAAAGAAAAGGAGGGCUCUCCAUCCCUGGAAACGUUCAAGAGCAAGAGAGACAGACAGAUUAGGGUGACGGGUUAGUCAGAGAUGAUCCUGCCCUGAGUAGGGGUCUGGACUAAACGAUCUCAUGCAGUCUCUUUCCAGUCCUGCUUUCCUUUGUUCCUCAGCCACUUCCACUUAGGCCUGAGCAAGCAACCAGAAAUCACAAUAAUUGCUAAAGAACUGGGAUUGCUUUAAUCUACCUGUCUUCGUCCUUGUGCACUUUGGAAGUGAGAGAGAGAAAGCAAGCCUGGCUCUACUACCUUCAUUAGAAUAAACAUUUUGCAAGGUGAGUUGCUACUCUAGAUGCUGAACAAUCAGGGAUUAAUUUCCCCAAGGGACUAUUGUAGUAUCUGGGAAGCACAAAAGCAUGAUAAUGCUCCCUUCAACUAGCUCUUGUUAAGGAAAUGGUAUAAAAGCACCCUGCUAGGAGAACCCUCCAAAUUUGUUAAGCUGCGUUAUGCCUGAUCUGUGCAGUUGGAGCAAUGGAAAAUGCACAGAAGUUCCAAAAACAUUAAUUGGGCCUCAUACUUAGUUUUGCAAGGUUCUCUAACAACCUGGGAAUGUCACUUCACUGGCAGGCUUAAGUGAGAAAGAUUUGUUAAGCUGAAGGAUAAAUGCAUUUGCACACUAAAUUAGCCAUUAGUAAGUGGAGAACUAGGGUACUGCUUCUAUCAGAAAUGUGUUUAUUUAACACAUGAACUUGAAAGGAGAAAACAUAUCAAGGCUCCUGGGUAAGAUUAACUUUGGUUCCUCUGUUACAGCCUCUAACUAGCCAGCAUAGGCCCCUUUGUUAACUGUACCUUAAUUCUUCACACCAAUACCAGAGUAAACUUCUUCAUAUUUUGCCAUUUGUGCUAUAAAAGGCUGACCACCACUGUAUGCCAUAUUGAAGCCAAACUAAUACACUUCACAAAAAAGAUGCACACUACUUAAGCAGUAGUUAAAUAUUCCUUAACAGCAACUUAUAUUAUUUGCUGUAGCCACAGUGAGCCGAUACAUGAUUAUGUAAGGGCGCAGCAUUAACAAAAAGUCUGUUUUUAUGUUGGGCACAUUGAAGCCUUGUUCAUUUUCUAUAAUAAACUUUUUAAUUUUUAAACAAA
Molecule: messenger RNA, 2832 nt
Organism: Alligator mississippiensis (American alligator)
Lineage: Eukaryota; Metazoa; Chordata; Crocodylia; Alligatoridae
Gene: CSRP2
Product: cysteine and glycine rich protein 2
Exons: 6
Coding region: 111-695 (194 amino acids)
Biological process (GO): muscle tissue development; sarcomere organization
Cellular component (GO): nucleus; cytoplasm; Z disc
Molecular function (GO): structural constituent of muscle; actinin binding
Source: RefSeq, a predicted model, not a curated record